Candidula unifasciata is the source of this 1836-nucleotide messenger RNA. Lineage: Eukaryota; Metazoa; Mollusca; Gastropoda; Stylommatophora; Geomitridae. The record is from the annotation of a GenBank genome assembly.
AUGAAUCCUGCUACGAGCUACCCUAUGGCUUCUCUAUACGUAGGUGAUCUUCACCCCGACGUGACUGAAGCUAUGUUGUUUGAGAAGUUUUCAACAUGCGGCCCUGUGCUGUCUAUUCGGGUCUGCAGGGAUAUGAUAACAAGACGGUCUCUGGGUUAUGCUUAUGUGAACUUUCAACAACCGCACGAUGCUGAACGUGCAAUGGAUACCAUGAACUUUGACACCAUCAAGGGUCGUCCAAUUAGAAUCAUGUGGUCCCAGCGCGAUCCAUCGCUGCGCAAGUCUGGUGUUGGCAAUGUUUUCAUCAAGAACCUGGAUAAGAGCAUUGACAAUAAGGCUCUCUACGACACCUUCUCAGCUUUUGGCAACAUCCUGUCUUGUAAGAUUGCCUGUGAUGAGCAUGGUUCCAAGGGCUAUGGAUUUGUGCACUUUGAGACCGAGGAAGCUGCCAGACAAGCCAUAGAAAAGGUCAAUGGCAUGUUGCUCAACGGCAAGAAAGUGUACGUCGGCCGCUUCAUUCCCCGCAAGGAGAGGAUCAUGCUGAUGGGGGACAAGCACAGGAAGUUCAACAACGUCUACAUCAAGAAUUUUGGUGAGGAGCUGGACGACGAUCACCUGAGGGAGCUGUUUGAGCCGUACGGGAAGAUUAUCAGUGCAAAGGUGAUGUAUGAUGGAAAUGGCAAGUCUCGUGGCUUUGGUUUUGUCAGCUUUGAGGAGCCAGAAGCUGCCGAGAGGGCUGUGACCAUGUUGAAUGGAACAGAGUUGGGAGGCAAGCAGCUAUACGUUGGUCGUGCCCAGAAGAAGGCUGAACGGCAGGCAGAGCUCAAAGACAAAGGGGUCAACCUCUAUGUGAAAAACUUGGACGAUGGCGUGGAUGAUGAAAGGUUGCGCAAGGAGUUCUCCCAGUUUGGCACCAUCACAAGUGCAAAGGUGAUGGGAGACAGUGGCAGGUCCAGAGGUUUUGGGUUCGUAUGCUUCAGCUCCCCAGAGGAGGCCACCAAGGCUGUGACCGAGAUGAAUGGCCGCAUCAUUGUGGCCAAGCCUCUGUAUGUGGCGCUGGCUCAGCGAAAGGAGGACCGCCGUGCACAUCUGGCUAGCCAGCACAUCCAGAGACUGGCAUCCAUGCGCCAACAGAACGUCCCUUACAAUCCAAUAUUCAAUGCUGGAGCGGCCGGGUACUUCGUGCCCACAAUGCCUCAAGCUCAACGAGGCUACUUCACUCCGUCAGCUGUACCCUCCAUGCGGCAAGCACGCACUCCGUGGGCUCCUGGCAUAAGACCUAAUCAGGCUCCAGGCUUUCAAGCCAUGUCUAACCAGAUACGUGCCCGACCUUCUACUGCCCAAGCUCAGAUGAGGCCAACAACUGUCAACUCACGUCCAAUCACUGGUCAGCCCAUUGCUGCGGCAGCUUCCAGGGGUGUGGUGAUACCUGGGAUGACUCACCCACAGAGCGCUGCUGUGAUAGCUCAAGCGGGGGCUCGUCCGGCUGCUUAUCCAGCUGGUCCUCGACAAAUGCCUGGGCAGCCUGGUCGUCCACUGCCACAGCCCCAGCAGUCUGUGGUGAUCCCAGGACAGGACCCCCUGACUGCCAGUAUGCUGGCCGCAGCUCCGCCACAAGAGCAGAAGCAGAUGCUGGGGGAGAGGCUGUUCCCGCUGAUCCAGCGUAUGUAUGCAGAGCUGGCCGGCAAGAUCACCGGCAUGCUGCUGGAGAUAGACAACUCGGAACUGCUGCACAUGCUAGAGUCUCACGAGUCCCUCAAGCUGAAGGUGGAAGAAGCCGUUGCAGUGCUUCAGGCUCACCAGGCUAAGGAACAGGCAGCUGUCAAAAAAGAGUAG